Messenger RNA from Sphaeramia orbicularis (orbiculate cardinalfish), 1335 nucleotides. It is a transcript of the gene decr1, whose product is annotated as 2,4-dienoyl CoA reductase 1, mitochondrial. The coding region runs from base 47 to 1051 and encodes 334 amino acids. Gene Ontology annotation, cellular component: mitochondrion. The transcript has 10 exons. Lineage: Eukaryota; Metazoa; Chordata; Actinopteri; Kurtiformes; Apogonidae. The record is from RefSeq and is a predicted model, not a curated record. Gene Ontology annotation, molecular function: 2,4-dienoyl-CoA reductase (NADPH) activity. Gene Ontology annotation, biological process: fatty acid beta-oxidation.
UUCACAUUAUUGUGAAGUGGGUCAAAGGUCACAGAGUGCAGGCAACAUGGCGGCAGGUUUGUUGUGGAGGAAAGUUUCAGGAGCAGCAAGGACUCCGGUUCAAAGGGCCUGGUUCCACAGGUCCUCAGCUCUUCCUCAGUCUGGGGCUCCUCCUCUUCCUCAGUCGUCCUUCUUCCCGUCUGUCGAUGGUGUCAUGCUGCCACCAGGAACUUUCACCAACAGGGUGGCUUUCAUUACCGGGGGCGGGACUGGACUGGGCCGUGCCAUGACAACAACUCUGUCACACCUUGGAGCUCAGUGCAUCAUCGCCAGCAGAAAGGUGGAUGUUCUGCAGCAGACAGCUGAAGAGAUCAGCAAGGCGACUGGAAACAAGGUUCAUGCGGUUCAGUGUGAUGUGAGAGAUCCUCAGGCAGUUUCCCAAUGCGUUAAUCAGAUGGAGGAGAUGGCAGGACUUCCUGAUAUCGUCAUCAACAAUGCAGCAGGAAACUUUGUGUGUCCGUCAGAACGUCUGUCCCCGAAUGGUUGGAAGAGCAUCACUGAUAUCGUCUUGAAUGGAACAGCGUUUGUCACCUUGGAGCUAGGAAAGAGGCUCAUCCAGAAACAGAAAGGUGCAGCCUUCCUGGCCAUCACCACCAUUUAUGCUGAGUCCGGUUCUGGAUUUGUUGUUCCCAGUGCAUCGGCAAAGGCUGGAGUGGAAGCUCUCUACAAGUCUCUGGCUGCAGAGUGGGGACGUUACGGCCUCAGAUUUAACAUCAUCCAGCCUGGACCCAUUAGAACCAAGGGGGCGUUUAGUCGUCUGGAUCCAACUGGAGCCUUCGAGAAAGGCAUGAUCAGUCGAAUACCAGUUGGUCGACUUGGAAAACCUGAAGAGAUUGCAAACCUGGCAGCAUAUAUGAGCAGCGACUACGCCACCUGGAUGUCUGGAGCUGUGAUUCGGUUUGAUGGAGGAGAAUAUGUGUCAAUGGCUGGAGAAUUUAAUGACCUGCGCAGGGUGACUCCAGAGCAGUGGAAGAUGAUGGAGGCCAUGAUCAGAAGCACUAAAGGGUCCUGAAAACACUCAGCCAAUUAGCUCUCCUUGAAAUGUCCUCCCAGCAGGGGUGCCCGUCCACCUGAGCUGAGAUAACCAAUCACAUUGAGGCCUGAUAUUAAAGACGAUUGUACGUUUUCACUUAGAGAAACAUUUUAACAUGUUAAAUGAAAUACAGGAUUUAUGUUGGUUUUAAUGUUUAUGUUCUAUAAAUUACCAUGUCUGUCACUUUAUUGAUAGAUGAUUAUUUUCUGAUUUAUGCAUAGUUUUGUUUUGUUUUUUUCACAAUAAAUGUUUCAUAUGAAGAC